Amborella trichopoda is the source of this 1828-nucleotide messenger RNA. RefSeq names its product PLAC8 family protein. The record is from RefSeq and is a predicted model, not a curated record. NCBI's taxonomy places the organism in Eukaryota, Viridiplantae, Streptophyta, Magnoliopsida, Amborellales, Amborellaceae.
UCUCUCUCUCUAUCUCUCUCUAUUUUUAUAUGUAAUCUUCUCUCUCUCAAAUACACAACGGAUAACAAAAAUCCAUUCUUAAAAAAUCCUAAUUCUUCGUUCCUCGCGCCUAAAGAUUAAACAGAGAAAAACACAGAGGUGAGAAUCACAUAGAAAAGAAGAAAAUAAAAGCAGAGAGAAGAGAAGAGGAUUACUGUGUUCUGAAAUAAGAUUGGUUUUUCACCUUUCGUUAGAAUCACAAGCGUUCUCUUUAUUUGCAGAGAGUUUUGGGAGGCCUCUUUCUUUGUGGGUUAUUUUUUCUUUUACUUUUUUUUAUUAGUUGUAGUUUUAUUGAGGCAAUGGAGACCAUAAAUGAGCACUGGGAAAAAGAAGCGAGCUUUAAUGGCGGAAAAGAAGAAGUGAAGGAAAAAGAAAGAGAGGAGGAGGAAGAGGAUGAUAAGUUUUUGGAAGGAAUGGCCGUUUUGGAUUUCGAUAUGCUUUGUGCUACAGUGGCUUUGCAGAGCCAGGGUUUGUACUCGGAGAAAGGGAGGGAUUUGAAGGGAGCGGGAGGAGGAGGAGUAGGGUUGCAGCGAAUGUGGGAGGGACAGGUCUUUGACUGCUUUGAGGAUCGUCGGAUCGCCAUUGAAACUGGGUGUUGUCCAUGCUCUACAUUUGGGAAGAAUAUGGCGAGAGCUGGUUUCGGAUCAUGUUUUCUACAGGGAGGCAUUCAUCUUUUGAUUGUGAUGAUUGCUCUGGUCUGCUUCAUUGCCUAUGCUGUAACAAGUCAGAUAUGUUUUCUAUACGUGGCUGGUGCUUUCACCAUUUCUGUAGGGUUAUACUUGGGAUAUUUCCGAAUACAGAUCAGAAAGCGUUUCAACAUUAGUGGUACUGAUGGUGCCAUGGAGGAUUGUGUGAACCAUCUUCUUUGUCAUUGCUGCACAUUAUGCCAGGAGUCUCGGACAUUAGAGAUGAACAAUGUUCGAGAUGGUGUAUGGCAUGGCCGCAGCGACACCAUAUGCAUUGGAGGGAGUCAAAGAGAAGGUAGUAACAAACCUUUUUUUGAGCUGCAAAACCCCAAAGAAUGCAGCAUGGAAAGACCUGGCAACAAAACUGACGAAAAUCACUCUUGGAACGAAGGUUCCAACCACUCAGAGCCCUUAAUGGCUGCCCAAUAGUAGAGGAGUCUAGGUUUUCCAUGUAGCCCAAAGAAGAGUAGGGUUGCUUUCCCCCCUUCAAAUAUUUGAAACCUCAAGGGGGUGUUGGCAUGCCCAUCACUGUCUAUAUUUUUAUAUGAGUACUUGGAAGGUCCUUUUUUUCUUUUCUUUGUAACAUUAAUAUGUGUCAAUUUUUUCAGCUUUUAGUGAAAUGAAUCUGGGCUUCUUUUGAGCUUUGGAUAAUGUAGUGAUCUUCUGUAAAAUUCUGAGGGAAUUUAUAGUAUACAUGGUAGCAUUUGCUGUGCCAUACACAGGCAGGGCAUUAACCGCCCAUGUUACUGUUCAUCUCCACCAUCUGUCUUGAAACUGUAUGGUCGAUGCUCUGUUCAUGUAUCUUAAGACAUACAUGUCUAUAGUAUACUUUUGCAUAGGUUAAAGUGUAUUAUGAUAGAGUAGCAUACUGCUCUUUGUAUUACUGUAACAUUGCUUUCAGCUGUCAGGCAACAGAUGGCUGAUUUGAACCUUUUUUUCCCUCUCAAGUGGGCUUGGUGGACUUUGGUGGAGAAGUGGCGGAUUGUUAAUGUUACCUAUAGCAUUAACAGUGUGUCAUUAAUGACAUGGUAUAUAAACAUUGCCGAAUAUUGGUACCUUGGUAAAUAUUUUACUUAAUUUUAUGCAAGUUAGUUUAUGAUAUC